AUGACGUGGCUCGCCGGUGCGGCGCACCUCGACUGGGGCUCCGUCUUCCUCGUCGCCCUCACCCUCGUCGUCUUCUUCAUCCCCGUCCUGAUCCUCUUCCCGCCCAUCCCCGUCGAGCGCAGCGAUGCCCUGCGCCAGACUCACACCAAGCUCGGCCUGCGUGGCCCCGACAGCAACCUCGCCACACAAUAUUCCCCGUCCGCCCAUCGCCCGCGGCCCGACGCCCGUCCACCCACCAUCCAGAGCCUGCACGUCUAUCCUGUCAAGUCUUGCCGCGGCGUCGAGCUCAGCCACGCAAAGGUCCUCCCUACGGGCCUCGAGAAUGACCGCCUCUUUGCAUUUGCCCAACUGAAGCCCAGGCCGCUCGCCGCCGAGACUGACCAUGAGCCGACGUGGGAGGUUCUGACGCUCAGGCAGGCGCCGCUGCUGGCCAAUGUCAAGGUCGACAUCUGGCUGCCCGACCCGAGCAAGACGAGCCGGCAGCUGGGCAAGAUGGAAGAGGCCUUCCUUGUGCUGCGGUUCCCCGGCGCCGCCGGCUCGGGUCCCCGGCGCCUCGUCCAGCUGCUCGCCGCCAAGCUGAGCCGCGGCCUGAGCGCAGUGCCAGAAAUGGAGCUGAUGUUGCCCCUCGACUUCCCGUCCAGCGACGACAUCACCGCCCGCGGCUACAAGUACGAGGCCGUCAAGAUCUGGAAAGACACGCCGUGCGCCCUCAACAUGGAGCGCGAGUUGCCCCCCGAGCUCGCCCGCUACCUCGGCCUCAAGCACCCCCUCGGCUUGUUCCGCAUGGACCCGGCUAACCAGCGGCAAGUCUUUCGCUGCGCGCCGCACAAAGAUGCCCUGGGCUACCAGCCCGUAAUCGACUUUCACGACGCGUACCCCUUGCACAUGCUCAGCCUAACCAGCAUACGUGACUUGGAGACCAAAAUCCAAAAGGACCAGGCCAUUCAGCAUCUCGACGCCCGCAGAUUCCGGGGCAACAUCAUCAUUUCUGGUGCCGAAGCAUAUGAUGAGGACGACUGGAAGUCGGUUCAGUUCACUCAGCCCGCGGAUGGCAGAGGCAACGAGACCCCUCCCAGCGUCUUCGAUGUCUCCUGCCGCACGGUGCGAUGCAAAUUACCCAACGUUGACCCGGCCACCGGUAUACGUCACCGGCUAGAACCGGAUCACGCUCUUCGGAAACAUCGUGAAAUCGACUCAGGUGCGCCCAAGGCCGGCUGCCUCGGCAUGCAGCUCUGCCCCGUCUUCCAUCCUUCGGGCGCGCCGGAGCAUCUUCAGACAGUUCUGGAGGUGGGCAUGCAAGUCCAUGUCCUGCAGCGAGGCGCUCACUAUUACGUCGGCCAAGGACAGCAGCAAAAAGAGCCCCAGGUUCCAGACAAAAAGCACAAUGGCGCGACAUGA
Molecule: messenger RNA, 1398 nt
Organism: Hirsutella rhossiliensis
Lineage: Eukaryota; Fungi; Ascomycota; Sordariomycetes; Hypocreales; Ophiocordycipitaceae
Product: MOSC domain-containing protein
Exons: 4
Coding region: 1-1398 (465 amino acids)
Molecular function (GO): catalytic activity; molybdenum ion binding; pyridoxal phosphate binding
Source: RefSeq, a predicted model, not a curated record